GAAUAUGACGUUCCAUUUUGUUCUAUAAAGGCCCUCCCCUUUCUUCGUCACGUCCUCUUUCAAUUUGGUGUCUUCGCUGUAGAGACACAUCUCCACAAGAUGAGAGCAAAGUGGAGGAAGAAGCGUAUGCGCAGGCUGAAGCGUAAAAGGCGAAAGAUGAGGCAGAGGUCCAAGUAGACUGGCCCAUUCCCCUACUGCUGUGACUGUUUUUCUCCGCCCACUCCAAGCCCUCUGAAGCCAGCGGUCCAUGAUUUGAAAAGAGCUGAACCAUGGUGGUCUGACGCUGGUCUCGUUGGUGUGAAGGACAGAUUCUGCCUACCCAGCCCUCUACUCUGCCAAUGGCUCCUGGCCGUUGACUUCUGCUAGAAUCUCUCCUGUCGUUAAACUCUGGCCUUUUACCACCUGCACAGCUGAUUUGUUGUAAAGACCAUAAUAAAUAUUUGGUUUACUAACUACAUUACAGUCUCUGUAAACAUUGAUUCAGGUUCAAAACUUAUUUUAUUGGUGACACACAUUUAGUAGAUAUUGCGGGUGUAGUGAAAUUCUUAUCUUUUGGUCCACCCAACUUGCACUACACUUAAUGCUUUUGAUGUUGGAAACUAAUAUCUAGUGAACCAGUUGAUGCUUUUAAAUCCCCGUUGCAGUACAUUUUGGUUUACAUUUGUACAGUUAUAGACUUUGAACUGCCCUGGGGAUCAGUAAUAUAGUUGAGGUUCCGGCUUAACUUCUCUGGCAUAUGAAGAUGACAUUGGCAAGAGGCCUUGUACUAUUGUGCCUGUCCUAACCAAUGACUUGCAUUCAGUUGCACAAACCCUUUCUGGAAUAAUGGUACUAUGACAAUCACUUGCAGGUAUAUCUUGUUUGAUGCAAACUGGAAGGACUGGUCUGUGGGGCCAUCUAAUGGCUAUUUGAGGCAAACAGCUAAUGGGAACAUGUCUUCAAAACUUAAAUUAAGUUCCUGAACAGUGGUCUUCCAGUGUGCCAAGUUCUCUUAGACCCCUGAUUGGCAUGUUUCCUCUGAUCCUCUUAAUGGCAUUCUGGCAGGUAUGGCACUGCUUGUGACUGGAAGGUGCAGACAGCCCAGCGCAAGGCCUGAAACUGCCAAAGACACUUCUGUGCUGCUGUCCAUCUGUUUCUAUCCCCAGGCAGUAAGACUUAUAUAGCUAACUACUGCUUUCCUGUCCACAUUGAUUGCCAUUAAUAUUUAUCCUGCUACUGGUAGUUAAAAUAAACUAACACAUGGAAUCGUGUUACCAAAAGAGUGUUAGAGAAAUCAAAAAUGAUUAUCUGAAUUUCUUCAAAGUAGCCACCUGUUGCCAUGACAACUUAGCAUAUUUGGCAUUCUCUCAACCAGCUUCAUGAGGAAUGCUUUUCCAACAGUCUUGAAGGAGUUGGUACUUUUCCUUCAAUCUGGUCCAACUCAUCCCAAACCAUCUAAAUUGGGUUGAGGUCGGGUGAUCUGAUGCAGUACUCCAUUCCUUGGUGAAAUAGCCCUUACACAACCUGGAAGUGUGUUUUGGGUAAUUGUCCUGUUGAAAAACAAAAUAGUCCCACUAAGCCAAAACCAGAUGGGAUAUCGCUGCAGAAUGCUGUGGUAGCCAUGCUGGUUAGGUGUGCCUUGAAUUCUAAAUAAAUCACUGUCACAGGCAAAGCACCUUCACACCCACCAUGUUUUGCGUUGGGAAUCACACUUGUGGCGAUAAAUCUGUUCACCUACUCAUCUGGCAAAGAUGGUUGGAACCAAAAAUCUCUUGUGCACUCAUCUGACCAAAGGAUAGAUUUCCACCGGUCUAAUAUCCAUUGCCCAUGUUUCUUGGCCCAAGAAUCUCAUAGUGUCCUUUAGUGGUUUCUUUGCAGCAAUUUGACCAUGAAGGCUUGAUUCUCGCAUUCUCCGAACAGUUGAUGUGUCUAUAACAAACAGAAGCAUUUAUUUGGGUUGCAAUCUGAGGUGCAGUUAAGUCUAAUGAACUUAUUCUCUGCAGCGGCGGUAACUCUGGGUCUUUAAUGUGGCAGUCCACAUGAAAGCCAGUUUCAUCAUAGCGCUUUUGCAACUGCACUUGAACAAAUGUUCAAGGUUCUUUUUUGGGAUUGACUGACCACGUUUUAAUGAUGGACUGUCAUUUAUAUUUGCUUAUUUGAGAUGUUCUUGACAUAAUAUGGAUUUAGCCCUAUUUGGUAAAAUACCAUCUUCUGUAUACCACCCCUGCCUUGUCAGAAUGCCAAGUGUGUGCAAAGUUGUCAUCAAGGCAAGGAGUGGCUGCUUUGAAGAAUCUCAUAUAAAUCCUAUUUUGAUUUGACACUUUUUUUGGUUACUACAUGAUUCCAUGUGUUAUUUCAUAGUUUUGAUGUCUUCACUAUCUUCACUACAAUGUAGAAAAUAGUCAAAUAAAGAAAAACCCUUACAUGAGUAGGCAUGUCCAAACUUUCGACUGGUACUGUAUAUUCUUAUGCGCAACGCGGAGUGCCUGGACAUAGCCCUUAGCUGUGGUAUAUUAACCAUAUACCACAAACCCCCGAGGUGCCGCCUUAUUGCUAUUUUAAACUGGUUACCAACUAAUUCGAGCAGUGCAAAUAAAUGUUUUGGCAUUCGAGUGGUAUACUGUCUGAUAUACCAUCGACUGUCAGCCAAUCAGCAUUCAGUGCUCGAACCACCCAGUUUAUAAAUGACCAUUAAUAUAUUACCAUAAGUAUGUAUAUAUUCCUGCUACCAGUCACUUUUCAGCCUGGUUUACAUGUAUAUUCCACUACCAGUCACUUUUUAUUUAUAAAUCCACCUCAACCGCUCCAGUACCCCUUAACAUUUAGUAAGGUACUGGCAGUGACCUGUAUGUACUUGCAUUCUCGUGUUUCUAACUCACAUUGUAGUUUUUGUGUGGUUGACAUUUCUUAUAUUGUUGGGAAAGAGCUAUCAAGGUACAGUUUUACACCUGCUGUGUCCUGUGCACGUGGCGAAUAAACUUUGAAACUUGAAAAUAAUAAUUUUCUUGACCCCAAAUGUAUAAUUAAUUUGAGAACCGGAAUACAAGACUAGCUCCUUCCACUGAGGGACGAUAGUGAGUCGUUUUCGACACAUAUCCUGCGUUAAGACACCACUGAGAAAGAAAAGUCGAAACCAUUUUUUUUUUACAGUCUGGUGUAAACAGAAGGAUAUGGCCGACGAGAGGGGUGCAGGCGACAACAAUAUCAACGACAACAUGGGCAACCAACUACAACUCUUACCCGAAAAUGAAGAGGAAGAGGAGAAUGAGAUGGAGACUGAGGACCGUGACAGUGAGGAUGCAGAAAAACCAAACAUAAACUUUGACCCCAGUCUUCCAACUUCACAUGCUUACCUGGGCUCAGACAUGGAGGAGUUUCAUGGGCGCACAGUGCACGAUGAUGACAGCUGCCAGACCAUCCCAGUGCUGCCGUUCACAGCUGUCAUGCUGAUCCCAGGACAGACCCUGCCGCUGCAGCUCUUCAGACCGCAGGAGGUCAGCAUGAUGCGAAGCAUUAUCCAGAGAGACCGCACCUUUGCUGUUCUUGCACACAGUGAAACAGGCGAGGUGCAGGCAGAGUUUGGGACGACGGCUGAGAUCUAUGCUUACCGGGAGGAGCAGGAGUACGGCAUUGAGACAGUCAAAGUGAAGGCAGUCGGGCGGCAGCGGUUCAAGGUCCAUGAGAUCAGAACCCAAGCAGAUGGAAUCAGACAGGCCAAGGUGCAGAUCCUCCCCGAGCGGAUCCUUCCAGACCCCCUGACUGCAGUGCAGCUCACGCCCCUGUCCCGCCUCCACAUGCACCCCUCCUCCAGACCCCCUGCCCAGAGCUGCAAACAGGCCCAGCGCUGGUGGGCCACCUACCGCCAGAGGAAGUUCCACUGUGCCAACAUGACCUCGUGGCCUCCCUGGGUCUACGCCCUCUAUGACUCUGAGACUCUGAUGAAGAGAGUGAAGAGACAGCUCCAUGAGUGGGACGAGAACCUCAAGGAUGAUUCCCUCCCCACAAACGCUAUAGAUUUCUCCUAUAGAGUGGCUGCCUGUCUGCCCAUAGAUGAUGCCCUUCGGCUCCAGCUGCUGAAGAUUGGCAGUGCCAUCCAGAGGCUGCGCUGUGAGCUGGACAUCAUGGCCCGGUGCACCUCGCUGUGUUGCAAGCAGUGCCAAGAUACAGAGAUCACCACCAAGAACGAGAUCUUCAGCCUGUCUCUGUACGGCCCCAUGGCAGCCUACGUCAACCCCCACGGCUACGUCCAUGAGACCCUGACCGUCUACAAAGCCAGCAACCUCAACCUGGUCGGUAGGCCGUCCACGCUCCACAGCUGGUUUCCAGGGUAUGCCUGGACGAUUGCUCAGUGUCGUACCUGUGCUUCACACAUGGGAUGGAAGUUCACAGCCACCAAGAAAGACUUGUCCCCUCCUCGUUUCUGGGGCUUGACCCGCUCGGCCAUGCUGCCCCGCAUCCCCCAGACUGAGGGUGAGGAGGGGGAUGAGGGCUCCCGCCUGCUCUGCCUGUGACAACAUGGGGAACUCCCCUCCCCACCCCCCAUGUCCCCAAUGGCUCUUCGAUCGCCCCACCCUGUCCACUGGGCAAGGGUCUCUAUUUUAGUAAUCGAGGCGUCCCGCCCAACCCCCUGACAGCCAUUGCAGCACAUUUAUCAUAUUAGUGUAAAGGUCAUCCUGCUUUAAAAUGGCAUUUUCUAACAUAGAGGGGGGGAGCAAGGAGGAGGUGGGAGGGGUGUUUUGUUCCUGACUGCAGGGACACUGCUGAUGGAAUGCGUUGCACAUCGACAGAUAGAUGUGGGGAAUGGAGCAAGAGAUUAGUUCUGCAACACAGCAUAUCUUCCCCAUAGCAUGCUACUCUUGACCUGUCUGUAUGGCUGUCUACUGUGGUCUGUCUAUCCAGCUUCUAUGCUAUUUGCCACAGACACGGCACUCACCGGUGCAUUGCCACUUGCUCUUAAACAUAGUGGGUGUGACUGCAUGCGGUAUCCAGCUAGGUGUAUAUAGGCUUAUAGACAGCCAUCAAGAGGACCUUCAGUACCCAUAAUCUAUCUCUAAACAAACCAAUCAAUAGAAAGCCACUUGUGAUUCAGGUCCACUGUUUGUCCUUGAUGUGUUUCUCAGAGAAGCUCAGUUCAGCUGGAUCGGUCAUAGAGAGUUAAACCAUGUCAAAUCCACGGUUUAUAUGAAAGUAUACUGCUUUUACAAGGAUGUAUCAUGCCUUUGUUUCAUAUGUCCGUUGAAUGCAUAUGAUGGAGAAAUUCGGAACAUGAACAAUGUAAGGAAGCUAUUGCUUUAUUUUGAAAUGCGUGGAAAUAUAUUAUUUGAUUGGUUUUCAUAUUUUCACAUUGUCUAAAAUGUACACUAUAUGUAAUACACAUGUAGAGAUAGAGGUUUCUAUUUUGAAACAGGUGGAGGCCCAUUGAACUGCAAGACACUGUUCCUCUGAAGACAAGGAGUACCUCUGGUUAGUGAAGACUAGAGUUGGUUUGAUGCCUGGUGUAAUAUAGACUUGGAUAGCAGGGCACAAGGCAGUGGAGCCAGAGAUACUAGAAUUUCAGUCUUUCACCAUGGUUCUAUAUGUGAUGUUGCUGCACUAAGGGCAUGGCUGGAUGGCGUGCCUAUGGUCCAAAUCAAUGUCUAAUGAGCCACACAAUUAAAUGGACAUUGUGUUAAUUAACCUGUAUUGGUUGAAAAUGGCAACAUUAUAUCAAGUGUUACCUACAUAACUAUAUUUUUGUUGAGAUCAAUGUAUUUGUUUUAAAUUAAGAAUUGUAUUCCUUGCUGAUGUACAAGGUUAUUUUGGCUCAUGUUUGUAAGUAACUAAUAAGAAUCAAUGUAGCAAUUCUGGUCUGACAUAGCUGAUUUAUCUAUGUAGAACCUCAACACUCUUGCCCCUCCCAUUGCUGUGUAUUUCCAUUUUAGGACAUGUAAUACAUGAUUGAUUUGUUCAGCUCGAUUAUCAACAUUUGAGUAAAGUAAUUCCACGCAAUAAGAAAUGUUCUACAAUACGA
Molecule: messenger RNA, 5989 nt
Organism: Oncorhynchus kisutch (coho salmon)
Lineage: Eukaryota; Metazoa; Chordata; Actinopteri; Salmoniformes; Salmonidae
Gene: crbn
Product: cereblon
Exons: 14
Coding region: 3150-4490 (446 amino acids)
Biological process (GO): protein ubiquitination
Cellular component (GO): Cul4A-RING E3 ubiquitin ligase complex
Source: RefSeq, a predicted model, not a curated record